This is a messenger RNA of Hypanus sabinus (Atlantic stingray), 1689 nucleotides long. RefSeq lists its product as uncharacterized. Bases 129 to 1154 code for a protein of 341 amino acids. The transcript has 4 exons. The record is from RefSeq and is a predicted model, not a curated record. Lineage: Eukaryota; Metazoa; Chordata; Chondrichthyes; Myliobatiformes; Dasyatidae.
UCAGAAGUCUGUUCCAUUGAGUAGGGUGUGGUUCUAAACUGUAUGCCUCAGCCGAGGAAAAGCCCAGUCCCAUAUCCUACAUCACGGACCUAUGAGACAGGAUUUGCCAGGAAAGUCUGCCAUAUUUGAUGGGAAUUCAGCUAUGUUGCCAAGAUUUCAAUGUUCUACAAAUAUUACUUUCAGGAGAUGAUGACCCAAAUGUUUACAGAGUGGAAAUGUCCUGUGGACACACUGUGGAUCCCAUUUCACUCACGGAAUGGUGUCGUAGCCGUAUCAGCCAGGGUCAUUUCAAAUUCUACUGCCCUGCAAUAAUAGAUGGGAUAAAUAAAGGCUGUGGAAAGGAAUGGUCCUACAUGGAGGUGUGCAGACAUGCAUUGCUCUCUGUUGAGGAACGACAGGAUUUUGAAGAGAAGCUUGCCACUCUCGCCGCUUCAAGUUACUAUGAAUACAAACAGUGUCCUAGGUGUGGGAGCAAUGUGGGACGGAAAGAUGAGAUGAACGUAUCAGUGACUUGUUCAGUCUGCACGGCCAUUGAUGGAAUCCCUUUUGAAUUUUGCUGGCAAUGUAUGAAGAAGUGGAAAGGCCCAGCUCCGCGAUCUGAUAAAUGUGAUAAUGAAGGAUGCAUUAAUGAGCAGCUGAAAUGCUUGAAGAAUUGUGACACAAAAACUUUACCUGACAGCAAUGUUCAAAAUUGUCCUAUACUCCGUGCUUGUCCCACUUGUGGUUUGCUUAUAAAACAUAAAGCUAUGUGCAAAUAUGUCGUGUGCAUCAGAUGCAAUAAGGAAUUUUGCUUUGCCUGCCUUAACACAAAGGCAAAUUGCAGGGCAUCUUCUGAGUAUUCUUGUUAUUGUGCUAUACCUGUAGCCCCAAGGCAAACAAGUAUUCCAGUGUGGAAUCGUACUCAAGUUCAGACCUCCAAUUCCACCUCAGAUUCCUAUUCAAUUGGCAGUCCAAGUCCCACUCCACCACCCGCUCCAAGGCUCACUCCAUCACGAGCUCCAAUGCCACAUCCCGCUCCAAUGAUACGUUACGCUCCAAUACCACGCUCUGCUCCAAGUCCCACUCUUAAUUAUAUUACAUUUACUGAACAAAUCAUUCAGAUUCAUGUUCAGGAUUCUUCUUUAAAUUCUAAUUCUAAUUGCACAAUUCUAUAAGUAAACAAUCUAUAUCAGACAUUGCUGAAGAUACAAAAAUGUAGUACAGUCAGUUAAAUGUUGUUAGAGCGUAUUAUGUAAUUUGCUUGACCCUUUGUUCUCUUGUGAUGGAUUAUUUCAUUCAUUGUUCCAAUGGUGAUGUGAUCUGAGAAUACAUAAGUAGAAUAAAUAAUUGUCAUUUCAUCUUCCAUAAAACAUCCAGCCCUGGUUUAAAGUGGAUUAAUGCAUUAUAUGUAUAUACAGUUUAAGUGCACGAUAAUCAUGUCUCUUCAUUUUUGUGCAACAUUCUGUGUAUAAUGUGAGGAAAACAUAACUGAUCGCCUUUGAAUUUACUGUUCUUCUGCAAGCACUUCUUGCUUUAGUAAGUUUAUAAGUAUUAACCUGUGAAAUGGAUCAAUAUUCAAAUAUCCAAAAAUAGGCUGGUGCAUUCAGUAGUGUAUCAUCUUGUGUGGUAAUGUCAUUAAAAUAUUUUCAACUAUUUUAUAAUCUUCUGUAAAAUAAAAUUUACGUUGAGCAGAGUUGCACAAAACGGAAU